UUAAUAUCUAAAAGCAAAACUGUUAAAAAAAAACAAACGCGUUUCUCAAAGGGACUAUUUGGUUUGUUUAUCUACAAGGCGUAAGAAAAUCCACAAUUCAGAUUGAAAUUGUAGGAAAUCCGAGUUUGCUUGUAACCUUAAAGGCAUCACGAGGCCCAGUGACGUCAGCCGCUCCCCUGCGCCUCCUCCAGCAGCCAGUCAGAGGAGGGAUGCUCUGAACGCAAGACUGCAGCAUCUUCGCGAGAGAACGAGCAGCGCAGAACGUCUCUUUCUCUGUGUCUUCCUGCAGCUCCGCGUAUCCGGACCCUCACCACCCACGCGCCACUCCGGGGUGUCUUCUCGCUUGGAGCCAGGACGGGACAAGAAGCAAGAAAUUAUAUCAGCCAGUAACGCACCGGAUCUUUAUUUUUCUUUUUAUUCUUACUAUUGCUCCACCAACCGUUCAUUUUUUUCUUUCUUCUUCUACCCUCGGUUGAUCUCUCCUCUUUGUCUUUUUGUUUUAUUUAUUGUUCCGUGUCGCUGGCUGUUGCAGAGGAGCGCCAUCAUCCCGCUCUGCCUGACAUGAGUACUGGUUGCAGCGGAAUGAUACACAUAUCCUAGCACCUAUAUCUAAAGGUUGAUGGAAAAUUGACCCGUUUGCACGUUUUUUAGUAGCCUAGAAGACCGUUUAUCUGCAGAGGUUUUGGAUUUUCUCCCUCUGAGCCGAUCAGCCACCCCUCCCAGCCUUUUCUUUCCUUCGAUCCCCGCGCAGCAUCUCUGCACGCACCACGGAGAAAAAGCGCAGCUGUCCUGCCCCGUCCGUAAGAAAAAGGCGUAUUUUCCUAUUCUUAAAUCGCAACUGCCUUCACAGAGGACUUAUCUGUACGGCUACGCUGCGUAAGAAAAACGGAGAAGGGGGAUUUAAACGCAAACGCAGCUUAAGCAUCCAAGAGCAAGCUCGAAAAUGAUGGCCGGCGGAGCAGUACAGCAAAACGGCAUUUUCUCAAAUCCUCACCAUCACAAUCAACAACCACACAUGGAGUCUGAUCCCCCGGAUUCUCGUAAAAGACCAUUGGAGACCCCGACGGAGGCCAGCAGCACCAAACGCACAAACACGGGAGUGGCCUUCCUGCAGCCCCUUUUUGAAACUGAAGGCAUUGUAUAUCCUGACCAAGAAACUGAGACUCAUGAGGAAGGCGAGUACUUCCUGAAGGUUUUGAUUCCCAGCUAUGCGGCAGGCUCAAUCAUCGGGAAAGGAGGUCAGACCAUCGUCCAGCUGCAGAAAGAGACUGGAGCCACCAUCAAACUGUCCAAAUCCAAAGACUUCUAUCCCGGCACGACAGAGCGGGUGUGUCUGAUCCAGGGGACAGUGGAGGCGCUGAACGGCGUCCAUGACUUCAUCGCCGAGAAGGUGAGGGAGAUGCCUCAGAGCACCCAGAAGACAGAGCCGGUCAGCAUCCUGCAGCCACAGACCACCGUCAACCCGGACCGCGUCAAACAGGCCAAGCUGAUUGUCCCCAACAGUACGGCGGGGCUAAUCAUUGGAAAAGGUGGAGCUACAGUAAAAGCAGUGAUGGAGCAGUCCGGGGCUUGGGUUCAGCUAUCCCAAAAACCUGAAGGUAUCAACCUGCAGGAGCGCGUGGUCACCAUCAGCGGUGAGCCUGAGCAGAACCGAAAAGCAGUGGAGAUCAUCGUCCAGAAGAUCCAGGAGGAUCCGCAGAGCUCCUCCUGCCUCAACAUCUCCUACUCAAAUAUCACAGGGCCAGUCGCCAACUCCAAUCCCACCGGUUCUCCGUACGCCAACUCCACCGAGGUCAUGCCGGCAGCUGCAGCUGCUGCAGCAGCCACAGCUUCCUCUCUGCUUGGCCAAGCCGGCCUUGCUGGAGUUGGAGCCUUCCCGACCACCAUGUCCAGCCUCUCAGGCAACGACCUGCUCGCCAUCACCUCCGCCCUCAACACGCUGGCUAGCUAUGGUUACAACACCAACUCUUUGGGUCUGGGGCUGAACCCUGCUGCAGCCUCAGGAGUGUUAGCCGCUGUAGCAGCUAACGCUAACCCAGCAGCAGCUGCUGCGGCUAAUCUGUUAGCAUCCUACGCAAGCGAUGCAUCUACCAGCGCAGCUCACCCUGCCGCCAGUCUCGGAGGCUUUUCACUGGGAUCGCUAGCUGCUGCUACAGGCGCCACCAACGGUUACUUGAGCGCUGCAUCACCACUGGUGGCAUCAUCCUUACUCGCCACAGAGAAGUUAGCAGAAGGCGCAAAGGAAGUGGUUGAGAUCGCUGUGCCAGAAAACCUAGUUGGAGCCAUCUUGGGGAAAGGAGGGAAGACGCUAGUGGAGUACCAGGAGUUGACCGGCGCCAGAAUCCAGAUCUCCAAGAAAGGCGAGUUCAUCCCCGGAACCCGAAACAGGAAGGUGACCAUCACGGGCUCCCAGGCCGCCACACAGGCCGCACAGUAUCUGAUCAGCCAGCGAAUCACCUAUGAGCAGGGGGUGCGUGCCACCAACCCACAGAAGGUGGGCUAAAUCUGACAGCCAAUGGGAAACGAGGAGGAAAAGAGGAAAAAAAAGAGUGGGGGCUUGGGGGAGGAGUUAAAAAAAGUGAGAGUGGGAAUGGAAAAAGGAGAGGAGAGCAAGAAUGUCGGAAGGAAUCGUUUGCGCCGUUUUCUUCUGCGUGUUUUCAGUAUUCUGUAUUAAAAAAAGUUUUUUGACGCAAAGCAAAAAUGUGCUGAGAAGAUGAGGAGGGAGAGGAGCGAGUUAUCACGCUGAAAAACCAAGAAAAAAUGUGUAAAAUGUAAAUAAGGUUUUAUUACUUAACGUCUUGACCUUUUGGGAUUUUUUUUAUUGUUUUGUUCUGUUGUUUUGUUUUGUUUAGUAAAUUAAGCUGUCUGUUUAUUUGUGUUUUGUGUGGACAGAGCUGAAUGCUAUGUAGACAGGCUGACUGCCUGAGAUGCUACAGAGCGGGGGAGGGAGGGAAGGGCAUGGGGCAUGGAGAGGGGGAGGGUUGGUGUUUACAGGGUACAACCCUCCACCACCCCAAACCCUUAAUCCUGUAAGGAAACAACCCUUACCUGUCCCUCCCCCUGUAGCCCACACCCACCACCCUUUAGCAGGUUUUUUUUUUGCUUUUAUUAUUCUAGGAAAUUUGUCCCAAAUCCUACCACCCUUUCCCCCCACCCCCACCCCUCUUUUGCCCUACCGCUCCCCCUUUUUUUACAGGGGGUUUAUUAACAAGCAAGACUGCAAACUUCAGCCUGGUGUGUGAGAGAAGAAAUGCCCUGAACCCCCCCUCCCCCUUCCCUUCAAAUAACACUUUCUGUUCUCCUUACUGCUUCCUCACGUCCUCCCUCCUUCCCUCCCCCACCUCCUCCUCUCUGGGAGAUGUUGGAGGGGGUGAGGUGAAACUGGGGGGAGGUGUGCAUGUAGGGGAGGAGGGGCAGAAUCAGGUGGGGCGUUUCUUCGUUUGCACACCCUGUGAUGCCCACAAGCAGUGCAGCCCUGCAGGGGUGUGACAGCACGUAGCACCCUCCACAUGUGGCUCUAGUCUUUGAGGUAGAAUGUUGAGGCGCAUGCUGAUGACCUCACGUAGUGCGAAAGCUAGAAAACGACGAGAGUGAUACUGUGCAAGCUGCGGCAAACACAGGCUUUUUUUUUUUUUUUUUUUUGCAGUCACCUAUGAAAAUUCUAUUAAUACUGUCAUGAUUAUUACAAUAGGAAUCCUCAUCAUCGUCACUAUUUAUUAAUGAGGUCACCCAAUAUAAAGCUUGGUUGUUUUUUUCUUUUUUUUUAAAAUCUGUGAAUUCAGGUUGAAAUGAAUGUAAAUGAGAAUAUUUUUGAUUUAAAUCUUUUGUUUUAAAUGUAAGUGGACUGAAGUUGAAUAGUAAUGUCACAUAGUGUAAUAUAUGUCUUAUUUAAGUCCAGUAAGAAAGCCGCCCCAGGCAUUAAAAUCAUUACAGUGAAGGAUCAACUUAUAUAUCCAGUCAAACAGCAGAACAGGGAACACACACACGCAGUCACACUGAAACAAAACAUUACAAUACCAUAUUUGGUGCUAGAAAAGGGAAUUAAUCAUAUCUAUGAUGCAGACUACAGUAAGUCGUCUAGAUUUGCAGGAAAACAUCUAAACCACUCUCGCCACAGACUGCAGUGCAGCUAUUAUAACCUUAAAUACCUGUUUAUUACGCUCAGCUACCCUUUCUCAUGCUGCAAAAUAUCACUGCUGUCUGUAUCUGUAGUAAAAUGCCCUGUUGCAGUUUGCCUACUAUGUAAAACUGCAACUAAAAUGAAUAAUUUAGUUGAGCUGAGACCCGUUCUCAGAUGGACUGCUGCUGCUCAGCCUGUGGUCAUCCCAACUCUUUAGAUUACCCCAAAAACCACAGACUAGACCAAGCAAGAGCACUUAAGACUAACAACAUACUACUGAGAAAUGUAAACAUUGAGUCAGAGGAAACACUGUAACAGGACGAGGGAACGUCGCUUGUCUGGGGUCCACUGCUGAAUCUGCAAGCCUCGCUUGUAGAUUUGCUUUUUAAAGGCAACAUGCAUAUCGGUAAAGGAAAUAAAUAGUCUCAUUGAUCCUUGCCCUUAUCAAGAAACCGUCCAACUGCCAAUGAGGUAAAGGGCAGAUGACUGAUUUUCAAGAAAUGUCAUGGGAGCAGAGCUCAUCUCUGCCCCUGACAAACUGCAGGUCACCCUUGGCAACAGGAUUACUGCCCAUUGUAGACCCACAAGGCUGCUGAAGAUGCUGUUGUUUAUUUUGUUGUUGAAUUUCUUUCUCUUUUUUUGUGUGUGUGAUGUUUCUUUCUUUUUUUUUUUUGGUUUUUAACAAUCGGAGUACACUGAAUUUUUUUGUCUUAAUUCACUGUGAAGCCAGAGAGCAGUUCUCUCGACCCACGUGGUCAGGGCUGUGUAGAUGUAUAUGGCAUCGUGACUGGAUGGGUUUCUGUAUGGCAGGGGGGAAAAAAACACAUGUAUGAUACAUGUAGAAUGCAUAUGAAGAACUUCACCAGAAAUCACGUCGUAUCUGAAUUACUGAAGGAAGAGAAAGAGACUAGGUUGAUGAAGAGGAUCAAUCAAUUGAGGCUGAGAUCAAUUAGACUCUACUUUUUUGAUAUCUUGGGAAACUGUUUUGAAACAAGACGCCAGGUUAUUGGGGAGUGUUAGGGGUCCGGUAGCAGGGGAAAGUCUGAAUUCAAACCACUAACGCAGCUGUGCCCUUUUCAUAAAAAGUAAAAAUUUAUGAUGUACUGCACAUGCAACGGGCAAAUCCCUGGACAGAUUAUUCUUACAGUUUUAAUAUGGUUUAUAAAAUGCUAGAAAAUGAGGAGGGGGUGUAUUUGAUUUACUGACUUACACAGCCUGGCAAGGGAAGGGAACAUUUCUGCCCUCUUUGAUUAAUUAGAAACCAAUCUGACCCCAAAAUCGUCCACCGUGCUAUCGAAUGUGUCACUCUCUGUUGGAGCGCCAGUGAGGGUUUAUCUCCACAGCUUGGUAAGGAGGCUUCUUUACUCCCAUCUAACACCAUCCACACUCUCCUCACCUUCCCACCCGUUCUCAGUUUUCCAGUGCACUCCCAUCCUGACACCCCCUCUCCUCCUACCACAUCGCUCCAUGGGUGACUAUGUCUGGUGUUACGAUCGAUGCAUGUCUGCUGCUUGCCCCGGCAAAUGCCACAGGCUGAGCCUCUCUUUUCUUUGCCUCCUCAGCAGAUGAGGCUGAGACGGCCACCAUCAGAAAACAACCACACCUGCAGAGGAAGUCAUAGCUGGCAGGGUGCAGUGCUCAAACACUCAUCUCUAUUUUGGAUCAGUGCAUUUUACUUUGAUACCCAAAAAGUAUUUGGGGUACCUUGUUGUACAAAUAUACACAUAGUGUGAAGGAGUUUUUUGACGUUGAUAGAGUUUGACUGGAUUUUAUGGGUAAAAAAAUACCUCUGUUCCAUUGUGGAUUGGUACUGUGCUGUAUGCAAUACAGAAAACUUAUUAGCUUUCCAAAUGUGAUCAUUUACUACUACUAGAUAUGUAUUCUGCCCUUUUUCACAAAUUAAUACAGCUUCUUUAUACGCUAAUGAAACAUGUUUUUGUCAAAAGAGCACAGAAAGAGAUUUUAUUACCUUUUCCACCAAGAAAUUAAAUUACUAUUCACAAUUAGCAGUUUUAGGGUAUUGAGUCACCCCCCACUCCAGUCCACCUCUCUUUGCUACAGGGUUCAGCCUCCUGUAACA
Messenger RNA from Melanotaenia boesemani (Boeseman's rainbowfish), 6200 nucleotides. RefSeq names its product NOVA alternative splicing regulator 2 (gene nova2). Bases 944 to 2503 code for a protein of 519 amino acids. Gene Ontology annotation, biological process: mRNA splicing, via spliceosome; regulation of alternative mRNA splicing, via spliceosome. The transcript is spliced from 5 exons. Lineage: Eukaryota; Metazoa; Chordata; Actinopteri; Atheriniformes; Melanotaeniidae. Gene Ontology annotation, cellular component: cytoplasm; nucleus. Gene Ontology annotation, molecular function: mRNA binding. The record is from RefSeq and is a predicted model, not a curated record.